Messenger RNA from Anopheles arabiensis, 2875 nucleotides. RefSeq lists its product as uncharacterized. The record is from RefSeq and is a predicted model, not a curated record. The transcript has 2 exons. Lineage: Eukaryota; Metazoa; Arthropoda; Insecta; Diptera; Culicidae. The coding region runs from base 247 to 2760 and encodes 837 amino acids.
GGAAAAGGAACAGGACGAAUCAUCUGAAAUCGCAUACACGAUCAAGGAAGAUGACGAGCCUGCAGAUCCAUCCACCCCAGUCGGAAAGCUUCUGACUGCGUUCAAAAGAGAAUACGACAUGAUGAUAGAGAAAACGCAGGUGAUUCAGAAUGGAGCGCAAAGUUCAAUGUGAAAUUGCACAGGUUUUACGAAAAAUUUGUGCUCGUAUGUAACUCCUUGAACGAAGAAAAGCUACGUACACAAGCUAUGACGCUUUUGCCGGAGUGGUGCAAUGCCGAACAUGGCACGGUGCUGGACAAGUUACAGGUAUUACUGUUUGAGGCAAUGAAGAGUACGAAAACUGUCCCGGUCGACUUGAAGUUUGUGAGGGAGAAGUUUAUGGAAAUAGAGCUCAAGCCGAGCAUCUCGCUUGUGAAAAGUAGAUCCAACGAAUAUUUGACCGGCUGGAUUAGGGAACAUCCUCACAUAAAAAUAGAUCCAGAUCGUUUAAGGCGCUCUGAGCUGAAUAGUUUUAUUGCUAGCAAGAAUGCUGGAGGAAUGUAUGAGUUCAAGUGCUCUCUCAGUAUGGAUGUGAGCUCUCUUAUUGUAGAGCAGACGCUAUCAUUACAUCAGUAUGAGACACUGUUCAUUGACAGUGCUUUAUACCUUGAGAAAAAGGAAAUGUUAAAUAUGCUGCAUGACGUAUUGUCUUACCUGCGGGAUGUAGAUCAUCCAACUAUAAAGGUGAUAACAAUUCGAGGGAGAUUUGAGCAAGAAAAUCUAUGCGAAAUCAAGAAUCUAUCUGAACGUUACCAUCAGAAAGUAGUGAUUGUAAUGGAGACGGGAAUCGCUGAAAACUUUGAACAUGAGAAUCAAAUAAACUUAGGAACAGUUUUAUCAUACAGUUCGAAAAUUUCAAACAUAGUACUCGAAAAUCUCUCUAAGAACAAUAAGAAACUGUCCGACUACAACGAUCUGAAAGUAGAAAGGUUUACUAUGCAUGAUCUUACAGGCGAAGCAAAGGAACAGCUGUUCCAUGAUCAUGAAAAUCAAAUCAUCUUUGGUACAGUCACACCGCUGACCAGCAUUAUACACGAAAAAGAUGAUUUGAGCUUUUUGUUGAACGUGUUAGAGGUAUUGAAUCAGCCUGAAAAGAUGGCUAGAUACGAUUCAAUCGAACACAAUUAUGAGCAAAUUAAACCUUGGUACAUUCACCGCCAAUUCGUAUCAUUUGGAACUCCGCCAGAGAAGGAGAACAUCAUACGAAAUGACAACGUAACGUAUAGUGCAAAUCCGUUUGAGCAGCAAGCAGAAGUUCCUUUUGCAGACCUGGCUAAAUAUGUUCUUCAUAAUGAUAAGGACACUAUGUCAGAUGUAAAGAAGACUCUAGCGUUGAGCGAAGAAACACAAGAACCUCCUGGUUGCCGGGAUGGCGAAAAUGAUGGGAAAGUGUACAUUUUCCUAAACGAAGCUGGGGAGGGCAAGACCACCUACUUUACCUGGCUGGCCUGGCGUUUGUCAACGUACGAUCGGUCGCUGUAUGUAAUCAAGCUGAUCGCAUUGGAAUAUUCGACAGAUUUCGAACGUUUGGAAGAAUGCAGAGUAGACCAUUGGAACGACACACAGAUCGUGAGGCUUCUGUAUCGUUUCAUUCACCUGGCGCUGUUUGUUCCGAGCGUCUGCAGGCGUACGAUCGAAGAGACGGAUGUCCACAGAGCUGAGGCCGAUCGAUGUGCGGAACUGAUCAGCCUGCCAAAUGGACGAAUAGUGCUCGACGAGACAAAGACAAAAGAUCUGACAGCGAUGCAACUGAUCGAGCUACGGUUGUUUCGGGAGAAGUUUAAUCAAAACCAGCUCGUACUGAUCCUGGAUGGGUUCGAUAAGAUCGCCCCUUACUACAAGGAUGUGGUGAUGAAGUGUUUCGCUCGUUUCGCUCAGCUAGAUGGUUUACGAAACCUGUACAUAUCCAGCCGUCGGUAUGAAUUUGUAGAAGCAUUUCAGCAAACAUUUGGCGACUUCAGUUUGUUCCAGUUGACGAAAUAUUCCAAGCAUGACAAGAUAUUAUCUCUUUACAAAUUUCUCCUCUCUAAUUACAGUGAUUACAUUCGUUGCGAUUGGGAUGAUAGGGGGCACUUACUCACUGUACUUUAUGUAAUUGUUGACGAUGCUCUGGCCGAUCUGGCAACUGUACCCCUUUGGCUACACACCGGGCUGGUUAUGCUACUACCUUUAACAAUGAAGUUUGUAAAUUUCGAUUCCAAAUCGAUCUCGAAACGUAUUUUUGCGCAAACAAAACUGGACGCACUGCAUCUGGUGGAAGGCUUUAUCGACAAACAGUUGAGCAACUACAUCACAAGCAAAAUGGGGACAACUAAUGCCGCUGCCAGAACGGUUGCGGCGCGAAGCAAUAAGGCAAGGAUGCUCAAACUGCUCAAAGAGCAGCUCAUGCUAUUGGCCAUGUACGCUAUGCUAGAUUGCAACGGCAGAGACCAACUGCUGUCUAUUGAAGAACAGGCUGAAGCUGUGGAAUUCAUUGAAAAGGUAGCCGAAGGCCAAGAGUUGCUGGGCAUUGUGGAAGGCGUGCGGGAUGGCGUGCCUCUGUUUAGAUAUCGACUAUUUGCUGAAUAUUUUGCAGCUUGUUGGUUGUUCGAAAACGAGCCAUGUGUGGGUGAGGAAAGUGUUCUUCAAUCGCCGUCAUUUUUUACAGAAUCUUUUGAGCAAGUGCAAUUCUUUUACAACCAGCUUUUGGAAAGAGAACGUGAGAGCAAACGACCGACCUAGGGCGAUCAUGCCGGCCAAGCCAGCAAGUGUGAGUUAUUUGUAUUGCAAAAAGUGAUCGUGUAAUCGGUUUCAGGCCUAUGUGAUUUUUUGUGAGAUUGAAUCACUCUUAAGGCAU